Molecule: messenger RNA, 1468 nt
Organism: Pyrus x bretschneideri (Chinese white pear)
Lineage: Eukaryota; Viridiplantae; Streptophyta; Magnoliopsida; Rosales; Rosaceae
Product: probable purine permease 4
Exons: 1
Coding region: 72-1340 (422 amino acids)
Cellular component (GO): membrane
Molecular function (GO): purine nucleoside transmembrane transporter activity
Source: RefSeq, a predicted model, not a curated record
UUCACCUCCUCACCUCUCACCUCUCACCUCCUCAUACCUCUUCAGUCUCUUCCCUAUCUAAUUUACAUUUAAUGGAGAGUUUAGUCCAAACUUCACCCAUGAACUCCCCCAAUUCCCAUAACCACCAUCACCACCACCAUGAUCACGGCUGCCCCACCCUCAUCACCACCAACCACCACAUCCCUCAGACCACAACCAAUUCAUCAUCAUUCUUGAUCAACAACACCACCACAACACAACUGAGCGAGAAAGGCUCGAUGAUCAAACCCAAUAAGCGCUCCAUGCCUCUCCUAGUGAUCAAUUACUUGUGCCUCUUCAUUGGAUCAGUCUCUUCAAGCCUGCUCUCAAAGUACUAUUUCAUCCACAAGGGCUCAAGCAUUUGGGUGUCAACGUGGGUUCAAUGCUCUGGCUUCCCUCUCCUCCUUCCAUUUAUUUUCAUUCCUUAUUAUCUCCUCCAUUGCACCCAAAGAAAACCCUUCUCUCACUUCACCCCCAAAAUCUUAGUCCUGUCAAUUCUCAUAGGUCUUAUGCUGGGUCUAAACAACUUCCUCUUCUCUUGGGGUAACUCCUAUUUACCUGUCUCCACCUCCUCCCUCCUCCUCUCCUCCCAACUUGUUUUCAAUCUCAUCCUCUCUGUAAUUAUUGUCAAGCAAAAAGUAACCUUCUCAAAUCUCAACUGUGUUAUCCUCCUAACCCUAAGCUCAGUCCUACUGGCCUUGGGGUCCAACCAUGACAAGCCACAUGACCUGACACGUGGCAAGUAUUUCUUAGGGUUCUUCUCAACAAUUGGGGCAGGCUUGCUGUUUGCUCUGUAUCUCCCGGUCAUGGAGAAGAUAUACAGCAAGGUUUACUGCUACGCCAUGGUGAUCGAAAUGCAGCUGGUGAUGGAGGCUGCGGCCACGGUGUUGGCCACGGUCGGGAUGGCCUUCAAAGGCGGGUUUCGCGAGAUGAAGGUGGAGAGCGCGAGGGUGUUUGACAAAGGAGAAAACGUGUAUUGGGUGACUGUGUGGUGCAACGUGGUGACGUGGCAGCUUUGCUUCAUUGGGACAGCCGGCAUGGUGUUCUUAACCUCUUCGUUGACCGGUGGGAUUUGCAUGACGGCGUUGAUGGGGAUGAAUGUGUUGGGAGGCGUUUUGGUGUACGGGGAUUCGUUUGGGGGUGUGAAGGUGGUUUCCACUUUCUUGUGUGGAUGGGGCUUCUGUUCUUAUGUAUACGGCCUUUACAUCAAAGCUAGAGAUAUUAGGGAAGAAGGCGGUGGUGAAGGAGGAGAUGGAGACAAAGAAGGAACCCACCAAGAGAUAGAGAUGGAUGUGCAUAAAGUAAACGAUAGUAGUGUUUAAUUUAAAACUUUUAUGAUGCUUUUGGUGAAAAUUGGAGUUGAGUUUUUUGUUUGUUUUUUAGAUAAAUUUGGAUGUGUGAAAUCAUUGCUUAAUUGCUCAAGUACAUUGUUGUCUGCUAUCAUUUUCAA